UUUGUGCAGUGAUACAGUCCACAACAGAUCGUAAAGUAACCUAUUGCGACCGCUGGAGGGAUUUUAUUUACAUAACUAGUCUGAAAUUCUACUUCCGGUAUUGACACUAACUCGACGGCGGUAAAGAGGAGCGAGUGGGGGCUUGUUCAACAGUGGAGCCUCCAGCACGGAGCGCACUACACACACACAUGUCCCGCGGUCUCUUUGCGUGGAGCCCCAGAUGAGGAGCUCCCACGUCCGGGGAAUGACAGCAGCUGUCAUUUCGAGUGACAGCUUUCACUCGGACUCACUUCACUGACUCUGUGAAGCCCCAUCUACAGCUACAGCAGAUCCAAAGCGGAUCCACUUCCACAGACCGGGACUAUGCCAGAGAUGGAGAAAGGGAGACCUCCAGAAAGUAAACGCAGCAGGAAACCCGCGCACCCCGUAAAGAGGGAAAUAAAUCAGGAGAUGAAGACUUUUGCUGAGAGCACCAUGAAUGAACUCCUGGGAUGGUACGGCUAUGACAAAGUCGAUCUCAGAGACUCAGAGGCCAAUGAGAUCAGGAACUACAGGGAGAGGCGCCAGCAUGUAUCUGUGUUAAAAGAAAACUCCUUGCCAAAACAUAAGACUGCGGACAGCAAAGUCAGUCACUCAGUCCAUGCAAUGAAGAGCGGGGAGAAGGAUUCAUCCAGGAUCCCUUCAUCGUCACCUUCCUCUUCGUCGACAAGCACAUCCACGUCUAAGGAGCACAAGAGUGCACCUGUCAUUGUCCCUCUCAUAAAACCAUCAGCAGUGGACGACAUGCAGAAUGUGCAGAUAGUGUGUGUUUGGUGCCAGAAGGAAGGUGUAAAGCGCUACUCUCUAUGCAUGGGUUCCGAGCUGAAGAGCUUCUGCAGUGAGAAGUGUUUCGCCGCCUGCAGACGGGCCUACUUCAAACGCAAUAAGGCCAGAGAUGAAGACCUCCACGGUGAGAGGUCCCCACAGCACCCCCAUACGGAUGACUCACCCAGGCUGGUGAUGAAGAUAAACAGCAAUGUUAGAUCUCUCUCUCCUGUGAUGCAGGUGUGUGAUUGGUGCAAGCAUGUCCGACACACCAAAGAAUACCUGGAUUUUGGAUCUGGCGAAGAGCGACUCCAGUUCUGCAGCACCAAAUGCCUCAAUCAGUACAAGAUGGAUGUUUUCUACAGAGAAGCCCGUGCUGCUCUUACGUGUUCCAGUCCGGCUAGAGCUGGCCAGGAGGGGAGGUCGGACACCGGUAUUGCCGGGCAAAAGCUUCUCACUCCAGAAUCUUGGAAUAACAGCGGUAGCACAGGGGAAGCGCAUCAUAGAAACAUCUCCCCAAAGGGCCCUACACCAAUCUUGGGCUCAACAGAAUCAUCCUCCAUCUCCCCGUCAGAGUCGUCAUCAUCUUCUUCUAAACUCCCUGUCUCUGGACAGAGGACGCUGGACAGGCCCAUCCAACAACCUCCUCCUGCUGUAGUGGUGUCGCCUCACCCUACUCUUAUCCCUCCUCCUCUUCCACGCCCCACUUUAGAUCAUCAGCCAAUUCCUCAAAUGCCAAUGCCCUUCAUCAGGCCUCCUCUUCAUGCCCAGGGUCUCCGAAGCCCCCUUGCCAACCAUCCAAGACAACCAGGCCCCUCCUCUAGCCCUAUCCACAGAACCCCCCACUCUCCACACCUUCAACCUCCCAAUUCCUCCUCUAUGAACCCCCCAGGAAUGAUGCAUCCUUUCCCUCGACCCUACUUCCCUGGCUUACACUCCCCCCCAGUGAAUAUGUUACCAAGAGGCCCUGUCCCAAUACCUCCCGUAAUGAACUUUGGCAUUCCUUCCUUUAGUCCACUCCUGCCACAUCCCACUGUCCUGGUACCUUACCCCAUUAUUGUUCCACUGCCUGUCCCAAUACCCAUUCCAAUCCCGGUUCCAGUUCCUCCAAAAACAAAUCAUGAAACUCUAAACCACAGUGGCGUUAUACAGCCUGUCCCAGAGGGAAAAGACAAAUGUAGAUCCAUACCUGCCAAGGUUCCAUCUCCUGGAAUACCUGAAGGGAAUUCCCAAUAUCUACACCAAAAAGUGGGUGGAAACUUGUCACAUAGUGACCCGAAUUGCAAGGACAUGAGUUGGGUUAAAUCAGAGAGGCCAUUCCCAUCCCCAACAUCCACAUGCCCCAGUGGGACACCAUCCCCCGGAGCACAGUACAACACAUCACCCUGCUCAACGCACACCUCGGAAGGGCUCAUAGACUAUAAACAACAACAGCAGCAGUCAGAACGACAAGUUAUACAAAGGGUACUACAAAGAACCCAAGUGAAGCUGGAACCUAAUGCCAGGGGAUUACAGGACUUCUCGGGGUUGGAGGAGUCACGCACAGUCCAGAGUAUCAAAUCAGGGUUCCAUGACAUCAUUCAACCCCCCAAAUCUCCUUCACAUGACACUGUAAACCAAAAUAAGGACUCUCAUGUGUCACCUCCACCAAGCCCAUACGGUGGCAUGUCUUCUGUCUUGAAAUCUCAGAGCCAUGGCCCAAAUGGGAUGUCCUCUGUACAAUCCACAGGCAGUUCAGACUCACCCAUACCCCAAAGAGUAUUAGCACCCCCAACAGAUACUGCACUGACAGAGCAGGAGUCCAUAAAGGAGAACAAGUGCUCUGUUGUCGGCCCUGUACGAGUUGAAGGUCCAGUCGGUCAGUCAGAAGAGACUUUAGUUACAGAUGCAGGAGAGGACCCCCAUUUCCCAGAUGAGGACCAUGCCUAUGCCCUACCCACUGCACCAAAGACAGGUGGCAGCCCCACUCCGCUGCUCUUACCCAAACUCAGGGACAAGGGUAGCUUACGAAGCCCCGCUAAUACACCCAAUUCUGCCGACAUGGAGCCAGCUCUGAAGAGAAGAUGUCUGCGCAUCCGCGAUCAAAACAAAUAACGGACAGAGCACCCCUGUUCAACACAGGAUGGCAGUGCCGGAUUCACUACCACGCCCUCUUGUGGACAACGCCAGUGCUAACACCUUCCCACCUGAUCCCCACAGCCCACCAGUGUUGCGUGGCCUGUGGACCAGCAGGUUGCCAAAGCCGGAAGCAACCCACAUGGCCACAUGAUCACAAGUCUCCUUGGAGCGUGGAAGGGAGGGACACAACACAAUCACACGUUUUGGACCAAAACAAGUUCCCCUGGCUCGUGUUGUGUCCAAGGACUGUUUGAUACAGACCAUCCCUUGAAGUGUGUUGCUGUGCCCAGAUGUGAUUGUCUUCCUCCUCCUCCUCCUCCGCCUCCUGACUCCACAGAGCAGACAGGGCACUGAUCAGCCUUGUGUGGUCUUCUCAGAUGGAGCCCGAACAUGAUCUCUUUCCAGGGGAAACGGCUUGUUUUCUCUGCCCAGCUUGCACAAAGAGCCACAUUGUUCCUCUCACCGUAUACCACACGGACUCCCCACUCCAGGUUUUGGGUUACCUGGCCGACGGGGGCUCAGACUUCAGGAGGAGGUGGUUUUAUUUUUUUGACCGACAGCUUGGAAUAUAGGAUACCCUUCUCCUCUCCAUCUCCCUGCCCAAUCUAAAUACACAACACUCGGAUUCUGAGGUUUGGGUUCCUCACUAUCCACAACCCGCUUGUUCUGCCUUUCAGGGAGAGAUGAGAUUAAAAAAAAAAAAGAUCACAAAGGGCUUUUUGGUUAAGACUGAUGACUGAGCAGUUUAUGACAAGAUGUCUACUACUGUAGAUACAUGUUAAAUAAUGUAUAAAAACAUAGAUUAUAAGACAGACUGACCUACUGAUACACAGUAGCUGGGAUGGUGUGUGUGAUCGCUUUAGUGGUCCUGAUGAUGCGGGUCCAUGAAUGUGUCAUUUAAAAGACCCCGCCCAUCAACAUUUGUAUAGCAAAUCAUAUUUCCAAAGGAGGAGCAUUUCACAAAAUUUCCUUGAGCAACUAAUGCGGGAAAAAAUAUUCAACAACGACUGUAUUGACCUGAGUAUAAGUCAAUACAUAAUAAGAGAUUUAUCCAUGCCAACCUGAAGAUGGCGCCAAACCACCUCGCCCCAAGCAAGCUUUUCUUCCAGUCACUCCCUCACACCAGUGACCAUGCAGCCACAAAAAAAUGGACCCACUGGAAAAAAAAGGUGUCUCAAAGGAUUUUGUCUACCAAAAACAAGUAUUGGAAAGGGUUGUCUUAUGUUCAGGGUGUCUUAUAUUCACGUCAGUACAGUAAUUAAUUGUUGAUUUUUUUUUUUUACAGGAGAAUGUCUCUCUGAACUCCUGUUUUCAUGCCAGUGUUGUAGCAGUUGUUGAUCAGAAUAAUGCUGUCUGGAGGAGUUGUGCCAUAGCAUGGAUGUAGCUCAGCUCCCCGUAGCUGAUAUCAUGUUCUUCUUCAGACAGAAAACCCAACUUGGUAGCAGCCAAGUCAUGCACUCUAUUUUAAAUCAAUGAUCAAUUAAAUAGAUUUUUUUCCCCAUCCCAAAUUUGACCUAAAGGCAGUUAAACUGAUCUGGAUUCUGGUGUUUUCAUAAAAUGACUCUUAAGAUGAUUCCAGAAAAAAAAUGGAGUAAUAUUACCAAGUGUGGUGUUUUUAUAUAUAUAUAUACAUAUAUAUAUAUAUAUGUAUGUAUAUAUUCAAGCGUUAAAUACUGCAGUAUGCAGUGAUCAGUAUUACAAUCCCUUAUUUUGGGAACACAUCCAGCAACACUUUCUUGUUGAUCAUCACAGAGAUAUUCGUCAAUGUUAUAAUAAGUUAUGAUGACACAUUACUUUCACAAAAGUGCUUUCAUUUGUCUAUUUUUUCCUCACAUGUCAUAAUUAUGAGUGCUGAUGUUGUCAAAUGAAUUUUAUGUAUAUAGACAACGGUCCAGAAGUAUUUGGACAUUGCCUUUAUACAACACCUCAAGUGUUGUCAAGUAAAACAAUGACUGAAGGCAAAAUUAUAGUACUGUAUUUUAGUCCUGGGCCUAAUUGUACACAGCGUCCCCACUAGAGAGCAGUAUAUGCUUUGGAAAUAUUGCACCUGUUGGCUUUUAGGAUACACUAAUGAUGCCAUGAAAUGCCAAAUCAUUUCUCUACCAGGCCAUUUACCGCUGUCACAUAAGAUCAUCACUCCUAUUGAUGGAACAAGUCACAUGACUCGACAUGACUCCCGUUUGUGCCAUCAUUCCAGAACUAUACAUCCAUUAGUGUGUCCUCCAUCACUCAAGCGUGAGUGAGCCCACUGUGGCAACCCACGUCACAUCACCCCACAUCACAGGCCAACAACAAGACAAAAAAAAAAGACUAUUAGUGGUUUUAUUGCACAUGAUGUUCAGUUUAAAUACAGUUUAGUGCCACUGUUUUGUUGCUCAUAUAGCCCGCUGUCUGAAUCCAUAUCAUGGGUUGUUUGUAUUUGAACUCUUUGUAAAGUUAAAUCAAUAAAAAAAUAUUCUA
Doryrhamphus excisus (bluestripe pipefish) is the source of this 5382-nucleotide messenger RNA. RefSeq names its product sine oculis-binding protein homolog. NCBI's taxonomy places the organism in Eukaryota, Metazoa, Chordata, Actinopteri, Syngnathiformes, Syngnathidae. The record is from RefSeq and is a predicted model, not a curated record. Gene Ontology annotation, biological process: animal organ development. Gene Ontology annotation, cellular component: nucleus.